Passer domesticus (house sparrow) is the source of this 4227-nucleotide messenger RNA. RefSeq names its product DNA polymerase lambda (gene POLL). The coding region runs from base 958 to 2820 and encodes 620 amino acids. The transcript is spliced from 9 exons. Gene Ontology annotation, cellular component: nucleus. Gene Ontology annotation, molecular function: DNA-directed DNA polymerase activity; DNA binding. Gene Ontology annotation, biological process: double-strand break repair via nonhomologous end joining. The record is from RefSeq and is a predicted model, not a curated record. NCBI's taxonomy places the organism in Eukaryota, Metazoa, Chordata, Aves, Passeriformes, Passeridae.
UGGAGGUUCUUGGGAACUUGGAUCUCCUGUCACUUUUUCAAACAAGAUUUCAAAAAGUAGCAUCUGUGACUCAUUUGGUGCCUGCUUAAUGAAGCAGCAAACAAGACUAGUAUGAGCACCUGGAUGUGAUUUACUGGGAUCCUGUAGACACAUUCAAGUGGGCUCUGCUCCUUUUUGUGUCAUCCUUCUGAACCUGACGUGGGUCUCUGAACAACCAUACCUUUCAGCAUGCUCGGUGCUGUGUGAUUGGAUGUGGAUAAUGUGCUGUGAGUGGUGUCUGGGGUCUGGCCCUCCUUGGGGAAGGAAGUGUGGGAACCCUUCUUGAUUGAGUUUGGGUGUCCUGGAUAGGCAGAGGAGAGGUUUUUAACACAAACUGAGAGCACUCCUGGGGUGAGCCACUUAGCAUGGUGCUUUGUUAGAACUUAGUAUAUUAAUUUCCACUGUCAGAAGGCUGCUCUUCCCUUGUGAUGCACAAGAAUUGGAGGAAUAUGCUUGCUGGAGCCCCAGAGUCUAAAGAAUUGUCACGGUUUGAAAGCAGCCUCAUCAGGGGAGCUAUGUUAGGAGCCCAUGAGCAGCUCACUUUGGAGGUAGGGUUUGCUUGUGUAGUAGUAAGUGUUCAAGUAUGAACUAGGAUGGAACAACAUUCAGAAAUCUAAGCAAGGGGAUGGCUGUUGGAGGAGCUGGUAAAGCAGACUGUUGGGGCUGUCCCUGUGCAGUGAGGUUUGCAGUGGUCCAUGUUUGUGCCUUCACAGAAGGGUGGGCAGCUGCUGCUCCUUAGCUGGCCAGUAGCCCAGCCACUGCUUCCCCUCCGUGCCAUGCAAAUGGAGGCAGCUGCACGUUGGUUCCUGCCCUCUGCACAGCCCUGUCACGUGGUGGAUGGCUGGCAGUAAGGAAGCAGCUGCAUGUCUUCCUCUUUACCCUGUUUCAUUGGCUGUGCCCACUCAGGUCUAAACACUGAUGCUGUUUGCUGAGAUAGCAAAGUCACCAGAGCAUCCCGACUGCACGGAGGAGCUGCAUAACUGCACAGGAAGGAGCUGCUUCCAAGUACAUCCCAGCAGUUGCUGCUUUCCCACCGGGCCUAUGGAGCCACGGGGGAUUGUCAAAGCCUUUCCCAAGAGGAAGAAGGUGAGGGAUGACUCGGAGAAAAGCAUCCCUCCAAAGAUCCUGAAAGAGCAAGGAGCAGAGAUACCCGAGGCAGAGUGGCUGAAGCCAGUCGUCGCCUACGUGCUGCAAGCCGGCCUGGGGCGGGCGCGGGCCGAGCUCUUCCGCAGGCAGAUUGCCCAGCACGGGGGCGUGGUUCGCGGCCAGCUCUGCUCGGGGGUGACACACGUCAUCGUGGCCGAGGACAUGGACUGCGAGCGCGCCUUUCGGCUCCUCGGGUUAACCAGGCUGCCCCCGGGGCUGCUGCUGGUGAAGGCAGCCUGGCUCAGUGCUUGCCUUAGAGACCAGGAGCUGCUGAGUACUGCUGGCUAUGGUGUCUCCAUCCCGCGCAGGUACCUGGAGGAGGAGGAAUUGCAGAAAGAACAGCAACAGAUCCUGGACAGAGAAAAAAUCCAGCUCCCAGCAGAGGAGGGAGCAGUGAAACUGAGCACUGAAUCACACGUGGAGGAUUCCUCACAGCAAGGCUUGGGCACCCUUGGACAGCAGCAAAUGGCUGGGAAAUAUUCUGAUGAUGAAGACAGUGAAGGAGAAGAUGCUGGUGUCACCCAGGGAGACCUGGAAGCAUUGAUUUCUGGCCACUACCCUGUGAAAUCAUCAGAGGAGAUCAGUGAUAGCUCUGACACAGUGGCCCAGCCUCCCAGCAAGUGGGUUUGUGCCCAGUCUUCCAACACCAAGAAGGAAAAUCACAACCAAUGCAUCACAGAGAAGCUGGAAGUGCUGGCAAAGGCUUACUCUGUCCAGGGGGACAAGUGGAGAGCUCUGGGCUAUUCCAAAGCAAUCAAUGCACUCAAGAGCUACCACAAACCAGUCACCUCCUACCAGGAAGCCUGUAAAAUCCCUGGGAUUGGGAAGCGCAUGGCAGAGAAGAUCCUGGAGAUCUUGGAGAGUGGGCACCUGCGCAAGCUGGAUCACAUCAGUGAGAGCGUGCCUGUGCUGGAGUUAUUUUCCAACAUCUGGGGAGCAGGGGUCAAGACAGCUCAGAUGUGGUACCAGCAGGGUUUCCGGACGCUGGAUGACAUCCGCACCAAGGCCACUCUGACCAGCCAGCAGGCUGUGGGGCUGAAGCACUACACGGAUUUCCUGGAGCGCAUGCCUCGGGAGGAAGCUGCAGAAAUAGAGCAGACUGUCAGACAAGCUGCCCUGGCCCUGAAGCCUGGCCUCGUGUGUGUUGCCUGUGGCUCCUACCGUCGGGGGAAGGCCACCUGUGGAGAUGUGGAUGUGCUGGUCACUCACCCGGAUGGGCAGUCUCACCGUGGGGUGUUCAGCAAGCUGCUCAGCAGCCUCCGCAGGAGCGGCUUCCUUACAGAUGACCUGGUGAGCCAGGAGGACAACGGUGACCAGCAGAAGUACCUGGGCGUGUGCCGCCUGCCCGGGCCGGCGCGGCGGCACCGCCGGCUCGACAUCAUCGUGGUGCCGUACCGCGAGUUCGCCUGCGCCCUGCUCUACUUCACGGGCUCGGCUCACUUCAACCGCUCCAUGCGCGCCCUGGCCAAGACCAAGGGCAUGAGCCUGUCGGAGCACGCGCUCAGCUCGGCCGUGGUGCGAGGCCCUGGGGGUGCCAAGGUGGCAGCUGGCCAUGCCCUGCCCACCCCCACCGAGAGAGAUGUCUUCCUUCAGCUGGGGCUGCCUUACCGGGAGCCCUCCGAACGCGACUGGUGACGCCUGGUUCUCACCCUGGGCUUGCUGCUGUUUUGAAGGAUCUGAUUUCCCCAGUGGUGGAAAGGCUCUGUGGUGCCUGCAGGCUGAGGAACAUAUCCCAGCAAACGGGGCUCCUUGUAAGCAUGAGGCGUGGCUGCUGGGCAGAGCUCUGUGGCUUCCUCAGCAGAGGCUGUGGGCUGGAACCACACUGGAAGUGGUCUCUUGGUGUGGCUGCCAAAAGGGCUCACUGCCCAUCAGCUGCCCUGGCCCUGCUCUCCCCAACUUCGGAAUAUUAGGGUUGCAGAACCUUGUGAUCCAGCCCCUUACAGUGCUUGGGAACAGGGGAAGUGGGAUGCAUCUUCCUCUGUAUCUGAGCACUGACACUGUGAAAUUUCUGUUCUGAGCUGUGAAUGAAGGCAGCAGAGGUCUAGCUUGGUUCUGUGACAGGCCUUCCUCCUCACUACUGCUGGCAGCUGCUACUGCAGGAGUCUCAAGGGGUAAACCUGUGCUGCUGCUGUGUCCUUCUGUCUGAGCUGAUGUGUCCUUUGAUGGAUCCUCUUGCACAGGGCCAGGCUGCUGUGCCUGCCACCAGCUUUCCCUGGUGCCAGCUAAGACUUGAAAGAGACAUAGGGACCUGAGGUGCUGUACCUGCUUGCUCCCAGCCUCAUGUUCUGAGGAUCCUCCAGAUUUACUCAGAGCCCUGGUGUGGCCCAAGACCUCGUUUCUUGGUGCAGGAGAGGAGCAGAGCUCACAGCUUGGGGAACUGUGCUCAGGAGGGAUUUGAAUGUAAUGGCACUGAAUGUAACCCAGCAGCACUGUGUGUCUGUCUGUUGGAGGCAUGGAGACAGAGAGAAACACAAGGAGAUAGUCAAGUUCUAACUGGGGCAAAGCAAAACCUUUUCCCUUUUUUUUGUGUGGAAGCCAUGGAGUCAUCUGGUCUUUGAUCAGGGAAAGUGUGUGUUUGUAUAUGCAUGUGGCAGGUCCCACCAGUUCCAUGGGAGUGAAUUUUAUUUCUCAGGAAACAUUGACUAUUUUAUAUUGUGGAGAUGAAUUUCCCAGAGACAUUGAGUGCUCUGGCUGCUACAGAUAUUGCAGUGGUUGCUGCUGGCAGAGGUGCCCUGGUGGGCAUUUCUGUGCCAGGACCCCAGGGCUCUUGCUCCCUUGUGGGGGAUCUGGCCCUAUCACUUAGGGUGACAAAGCUGCACGUUUGCUGCUAGGGCAGGCACAAACCAGGUGGGUUUGCACAGUUCCUGUGGCUGCUGGGCACCAGCAGGGCUGGGGCUUUGCUGGGGUGGCCCACACCCAGCAGUGGCAUUUGUCAACCCAGCCUUUCUGCUGGACACCUGAGGGAAGUGAAUGUCUUUGGCAUGUCUUGGUGCUUUUAAAUUUGAAGUGUAAUAAAUAAAUCCCUUCUAUCUUUUCCCUUGA